Nycticebus coucang (slow loris) is the source of this 2957-nucleotide messenger RNA. RefSeq names its product zinc finger and BTB domain containing 8B (gene ZBTB8B). Gene Ontology annotation, molecular function: DNA-binding transcription factor activity, RNA polymerase II-specific; RNA polymerase II cis-regulatory region sequence-specific DNA binding; protein binding. Bases 108 to 1592 code for a protein of 494 amino acids. Gene Ontology annotation, biological process: regulation of transcription by RNA polymerase II. The record is from RefSeq and is a predicted model, not a curated record. Lineage: Eukaryota; Metazoa; Chordata; Mammalia; Primates; Lorisidae. The transcript is spliced from 4 exons.
GUGAAUGAAAGGGGGGCGUGUCGGAGAGCAUAGCUUUUCGGCAGCACGGCUGGAACCCGCUGGAAGAGACAACAGGCUACUCCAGAGCGGCAGCAGCUGGCGGCGCAAUGGAGAUGCAAUCCUACUAUGCCAAGCUCUUGGGGGAGUUGAAUGAACAGCGAAAGAGGGACUUUUUCUGUGACUGCAGCAUCAUUGUGGAAGGACGGAUCUUCAAGGCCCACAGGAACAUUUUAUUUGCUAACAGUGGCUACUUCCGAGCCCUGCUCAUUCACUAUAUCCAGGACAGUGGGCGGCACAGUACCGCCUCCUUGGACAUUGUCACCUCUGAUGCCUUCUCCAUCAUCUUAGAUUUCCUCUAUUCUGGGAAGUUGGAUUUGUGUGGGGAGAACGUGAUUGAAGUGAUGUCGGCUGCCAGCUACUUGCAGAUGAAUGACGUGGUGAACUUCUGCAAGACGUACAUCAGGUCGUCUCUUGAUAUUUGCCGAAAGAUGGAGAAGGAAGCAGCUGUGGCUGCGGCGGUGGCGGCGGCGGCCGCGGCGGCGGCUGCAGCAGCGGCUGCCGCUGCUCAUCAGGUUGACGGUGGCAGCCCCAGUUCAAGCAGGGAAGGGACCUCCUGCGGUACCAAGAGCUUGGUCUCUCCAGCCGAGGGAGAAGAGCGCGUGGACUGCUCAAGAGAGUCCCCUUGUGGUGACUGCGGAGAUGGCCACCCCUUAGAACUGGUGGUGAAAGACAGCCAGGGCGGUGGCUCCAUUGACACUGAUCUCUUUACUGUGCCCAAACGGAUAGAGCCCAAGGUGGAAUUUGAUGCUGACGAGGUGGAGGUGGAAGUUGGUGAACCGCUGCAGCAUUUUCCUGCCCCGCUGAGUCUGACCCACGUGGAGGAGGGCUUGCCCAGCGGUCAAGCCGUCGACUUGGCUUACAGUAACUACCACGUGAAGCAAUUCCUGGAGGUGCUUUUGCGCAACAGUGCCGUCCAGAGCAAAGAUGAUGGGGACCAUCACUUUUCUCGGAGUCUGGAAGGAAGACCGGAGGGUACAGGAGUGGCCAUGGGUUCCAUGAUGGAUGUUCACACGGAUUGGUAUGGAGAGGACUCAGGUGACGUGCUGGUGGUCCCCAUCAAGCUCCAUAAGUGUCCUUUCUGCCCAUACACUGCCAAACAGAAGGGCAUUCUCAAGCGGCACAUCCGCUCGCACACAGGCGAGCGGCCCUACCCCUGUGAGACCUGCGGCAAGAGGUUCACGCGACAGGAGCACCUGAGGAGCCACGCGCUGAGUGUGCACAGAUCCAAUCGUCCAAUCAUCUGCAAGGGCUGUAGAAGAACCUUCACCAGUCAUCUGUCCCAGGGGCUGCGGCGCUUCGGGUUGUGUGACAGCUGCACCUGCAUUACAGACACUCAUGAUGAUGAUGACGACUUGAUGCCCAUCAACCUCAGCCUGGUGGAGGCUUCGUCCGAAAGCCAAGAAAAGAGUGACACAGACAAUGACUGGCCAAUAUACGUGGAGUCCGGUGAGGAAAACGACCCUGCCGGAGAUGAUUCUGAUGGCAGACCACAAAUUCGGCCCAACUUAGCAUACCGAGAGACACUUACGUAGCAAAAAGUGGUGGGGAAGAAGUUUUAGAAUUUGUUUGUGUUCAUUCUGCAAUGGAAAGACACAAUUCAUCCAGUUUUGUGGAACCCUGAGAGGAACAUCUGUUCACUGUUGUUAUAUUUGUAUUUUUGUUGGACUACACGGUGGAGGUUGGAUUUGGUGACUCAGAAGACUAAUAACUUUUAAGUGCGGUGCCCUGGGUUUCCCAGGGCUUUUCUGGCCAUGCCUUCAUGCUGAGUGAAUCAAGGCUUCCUGGUUUUGGCUGUAUGUCUAAACUCUGGUUAGGAGAAAGAGGAAAAUCUUCAUCCUUAUUUUCACGUUGCCUCCAUCCUCUGGAUUGCUUUGUGCUGGGGUGGGGACUCACCUGGAGCUCACAGGGGUGGCUAGAAAAAGAUUUCUUAAAUGAAGAUUAGGAUAGGAAGAAGUACAGAGUUUAUUUUCCUUCAUUUUAUUUUCUCUGAUAGUAAAAAGAAAGAGAAAAGGAGAGAAAGAAAGAGAAGGAGAAAGAGAGAAAGGGGAGACACAUGGGGAGGGGAAUGGCGCAGCAUCUGGGUUUUUUAAGGGAAAAAGUAGCUUUUUUUUUCUCCUUUGGUGCAGAGUGAUAACAGGGGCGGCUAUGUAGCUGUGUUUGUUUUCCUUUUUUUCUCUUCUCUGUGAGGCUGGCCGGCCCUUGGGAUGUGUCCCAAAGAGCAGAGGCCAUGAGCUCACUGCUUUCUGCUUAGGGCUCUUACAGGCUGUGAAAAUGAACUCUUAGAGCUAAAGAGUUAGGCCGCAGGUGUUCAAUCAAACAAAACAAAGGGGGCCCUUGCAUUAUGAGUUUUCUCAUUAAAGGGGCAAUGAUGUGUUGUGAGUUUAUUCCUCUUUGAUAGUUUUCUCUGUUAGUAGUUUAUUAGUAAGGCCACCUUUCACUUUGUUAACCAUCCUCUUUCUCUGAAAAGAUGGGCAAGAAUACAUUAAGUUUUGUUAUUGAUGUUACCCUUGCCAAGCCUUUACUGAUGAAUUUCACAUUUUAAUUUUCUGGCAAAGUAUUAAAGAGAAACCUUCUUGGAUAGGAAGCAGGCAGGGCUGUCUGACUAUAUGAUCAUAAAAGGUACUCUCUAAAUCUAAGACUGCAGUGUUAAAGGCUAGGAGGAUUUAUGUACAGACAAGUAUGGAUGUUAGCCAAAACCCUCAUUAUGGCAUCCUGACUUGCCUAGUUCAAUUACAUUUUAAGUUGGCCCCAGGAAAGGAGCCUGUGAGCCCAGGUGUAGGUGGUUUCCCUGUCUGGUUUGAUAUCUGGAUUCUAUACACACAAAUCAUUUGGGCAAAACUCAAAAUGCCCCUUUACUUUUUCUAGCCAUUUCCAAAAAUUAUUACUGAGUAACCAGG